AUGUCCUCGUAUUUAGCUGGUGGUACUGCAGGGUUAAAUCGUGAAACUUUGAGAUCUUCGAGUCGUCGCGCGUGCGCGUUGCUUUGUCUCGUGCUCCUAGUGAUGCUGCGCCACCUCGAGUCUCUAGCCCACGCGAAUUACCAUUCACGCUCCUCGCCACGUUUGAAACUCAGGGACUUUAGUACUCCACCAGGAGCAACUCGCAGGCCUGAAUGUCGAGGAGAUGCCAACAGGACGUAUACUGAAAUCUCUUACAGGAACACCUUCUCAUCGAUCUGGUUUGUCCCCGAAUCUCCACAGUGGCUUGUGAAAUUUGACGCUCACUUUGCGAUGGAAGUGCUACGUGAGCCUUCUCUCAAAAUUUUACUGGUGUACAAUUUCUGGCUGUAUUUCGAGGCUGUCUUCUGCCACUUCUUCAUCGUCGAGACGAGGAACUGCACUCUCGAGGUGGCAACACCGAUAAUGACAGCGAGAUUUAAUUCCCCAACUUCUUCCUCAGCAUUUUCGACCAAAGGCAUGGCCCAUUCUCAUGAUGCUGUCGCGCAUGCAGGCCUCGCUCCAAAAAAUUAA
Suillus discolor is the source of this 570-nucleotide messenger RNA. RefSeq lists its product as uncharacterized. Lineage: Eukaryota; Fungi; Basidiomycota; Agaricomycetes; Boletales; Suillaceae. The record is from RefSeq and is a predicted model, not a curated record. The coding region runs from base 1 to 570 and encodes 189 amino acids. The transcript has 7 exons.